GCAUCUCAUUUAUAUCACUGCCUACCUACCUCAUGUGAAUAUCACUGAAAAAAAAGUUCACUUAUUACAUUGUUAACUUUCUAAAAUCAAGGAUAAUAGUUUAUUCACGGCUACUUUUUUUUUUUUUGGCUCAACUUCUUUACAACCAUCGGGCUCCUGAACAUCAAGAAUCACCGCCAUAAUGGUGCCAGGACCAAAGAAAAAACUAUCGCUGCCUGCAACACUUCUAAAGGAGUUAGACGCCCAGCAGUCCUCGUCUUCUUUUAAAGGCGGAGGGAGGUCAGGAAAGCAGCUUUCGAGGAAAGAUCAACGCAAGGCCCAACGAGUUCAGAAAAGGCAAUCUCGCCGCCCGCAGCCACGCCAAAGUCAGGAAACGCGCAAGCCUCAGCCUCACAAGGCUUUUCAAUCUACUGAUUUUGAUGAUGAUGAUGAUGAUGAAAUCGAUGGUAUAGAGGAUAGGGGCGAUGGUGAUGAUGAUGAUGAUGAUGACGACGACGACAGAGACGACAUGGAUAUGGAGGAUGACUCCGAGGGAAGCGAUAGCGAGGGUAGUGAAGAUGAAAAGCCGAGUCAACCAAAAGUUUCUAAGGCCACACAGAGUAGACUUGCCCAGGACGACGCAGAGAUCAAAGACCUGGAAAAGAAAUUAGGAUUAAAGGGCAGGAAAUCACUUCCCAAAUCUUUCCAGGACGACGGACUCGGCGAUUUACUGGACGGUCUGGAUGAAGAUGGCGGGGAUACUGAAGGAGUUACCUCGCAGAAUAAACGCAAGGCAGAAGCGGAUGAAUGGCUAGCCCAAAAAAGGAGAAAAGCUCAAGCUGCCGCCGAUAAAGCUGCUGCUAGUGAAAGUGAUAGUGACAGCGACGAAGAAGUUGGCGACGAUUUGGACGACGAAGAUGCCUUUGAAGGAUUCUCAGACGGAGAACAAUCUACGACUGUGCGGCCAUUACGAGAAAACCCCUACGUCGCUCCUACAACGGGGGUCGCGAAAUACGUUCCCCCAGCUUUCCGUAAGCAGUCAAGUUCGAGCAACGAAGCGGAAACACGACUUCGAAGACGUGUCCAGGGUUUAAUCAAUCGCUUGACGAACGACAAUAUGGUCGGCAUAGUCAAGGAGUUCAUGACUUUAUACGACACAAAUCCGAGACAAACCGUUACAUCUGCCAUCGUGGAUCUAGUCCUAAACUUAGUUUGCUCACCUGAAAAACGCCCAGAUUCUUUUUUCGCUAUGACAGCUGGUUACCUCGCAGCAAUGCAUAAAUCUCUAGGUAUGGCCUUCAGCGCCUACUUCAUACAACAACUCGUAGAAGUCUUCGACCAGCGCUAUACGCAAGCGUCUGGAGAUCAGUCAGACUCCGGUUCAAGGCAUCUUAUUUCUUUACUUGCCGAGAUCUACAAUAUGCAAGUCGUCGGUCCUAAUUUGGUAUUCGAUUAUGUCCGCCUCUUCCUAGGCCAACUUUCCGAGCUCAAUACGGAGUUGAUUUUGAGAAUUAUCCAGAUUUGUGGCCCGUCUCUCAGGCGUGAUGACCCUCAUGCAUUAGGGGACAUCAUUAAUGGUAUUAGGAUAGGGAACACCAUAUCAACUAGGACAAGCUUCAUGAUCGACGAGAUGAAGAGUCUACAGAGUAACAAAACAAAAGCUGCAACCCGUAACAAAGACCUCGCGGAACAGCGAACCCAGAUCAGGAAGCGAAUCGGCGGUAUAAGCGGCACUCAAGAUGCUCAGCCUCUCCGCAUGGGCCUCCAGGACAUCCAGGACGCCGAUAAGCACGGGAAGUGGUGGCUCGUCGGAGCUAGUUGGUCUGGGAACCGUAGUGGUCCCAAUGGUCAAGGCAAGACCUUCAAGGACGAAGAGGGGGAUGACGCUGAUGAGAUGAUGGCGGACGUUGGUGACGACCUAGGUAUUCCGGAUCUGUGGCAAUUAGCAAAGGAGCAAGGCUUCAAUACGGAAGUACGGCAACGAAUAUUUGUCGCUUUGCAUGCGGCAACGGACUAUGAAAAUGCAGAACUGCUUGUCCGUAAGUUGAGGCUUAACAAGCAUCAACGGAAAGAGAUACCCGAAGUGAUCGUCCGAAGCAGCGAGCGGCAGUCUCAGUACAACCCCUAUUAUGCUCUAGUCGCUACCAGGUUCGCCGGCGAUCGGGAGUUAUCUUUUCAGUUUAGGCGAUGCCUCACAACACGUCUCAGGAAGAUGGGAGAGGACAUUGACAUCGGCGAGGAAGAUGACGUCGAUUUCGACGAUGCGACCGACUACGACAUGCGGUGGGUAUACAACACGGCUAAGAUGUACGGCUCGCUUGUGGCUAGCCGGGGUCUUCGGCUGGCAGAUAUAGUGAAGCACCGCAACUUUGCGGCUCUGCAUGAGAAGGCACACAUGUUCUUUGAGGUAAUGCUGAUCUCAACGCUCCAGGAGUGCAAGCGCGAUGGCCUUAAGGAGGUAUUCAGCGGCCUGGAUGCGGUCCACGCCCGAGGGGUCCAGUGGUUCUUGCGGAAGAAGGUGCGGAAAACAGAUCUCCUUAAGGACAAGAAGGAAAAAGCGGCGAUUAAGAAGAGUUGCGAUGCGGCAGAGGAGAUACUGAAGGCAUUGGUAACAGCGGGACCAUUAGGGGGAUUAUCAGUUCUCCGCACUGGUUUUAUCAAAACUUAGAUACCCGUUUAAUAUUAUACACGCGUUGUUUUUCACUUAAAGGAAUAGCUGUUAUAUAGUUUUUAUCUCGUCU
Messenger RNA from Daldinia vernicosa, 2720 nucleotides. RefSeq lists its product as uncharacterized. The record is from RefSeq and is a predicted model, not a curated record. Gene Ontology annotation, cellular component: nucleolus. NCBI's taxonomy places the organism in Eukaryota, Fungi, Ascomycota, Sordariomycetes, Xylariales, Hypoxylaceae. Gene Ontology annotation, biological process: ribosomal small subunit biogenesis. Bases 182 to 2647 code for a protein of 821 amino acids. Gene Ontology annotation, molecular function: RNA binding; protein binding. The transcript has a single exon.